This is a messenger RNA of Ruditapes philippinarum (Manila clam), 402 nucleotides long. RefSeq lists its product as uncharacterized. The record is from RefSeq and is a predicted model, not a curated record. The transcript has 3 exons. NCBI's taxonomy places the organism in Eukaryota, Metazoa, Mollusca, Bivalvia, Venerida, Veneridae. Bases 1 to 402 code for a protein of 133 amino acids.
AUGGGACUUAAAAUGCAUCAGGCAGUGGAUGGACAAAUUAUAGUUGAUGUACAACCUAUAGUUGAUGGACAACUUAUAGUUGAUGGACAAUUUAUAGAUGCUGGAACACUUAUAGUUGAUGGACAACUGAUAGUUAAUGAACCAUUUAUAGUUGAUGGACCACUUAUAGGUGAUGUACCAUUUGAUGGACCACUUAUAGUUGAUGGACCACUUAUAGUUGAUGGACCAUCUAUAGUUGAUGGACCACUUAUACUUGAUGGACCACUUAUACUUGAUGGACCACUUAUACUUGAUUGGCCACUUAUAGUUGAUGGAACAUAUGAGCCGCGUCACGACAGAACCAACCUGCUGCGUUUACGACCAGCAUGGAUUCAGACUAGCUUGCGCAUACGCGUAGUCUAA